UUGGACCAGAGCUGGGCAGAGCGCAGCACUCGAGGGGCAGAGGGAGAGAGAACAGCAACAACAGGAAGAGGUGAAACAGGAGGAUCGGUCGUCUGGGACUAAGGGGUUUUGAAAAACAAUAUUUUAAAGAGACUAACAAGACUCUACUGCUCCUCUGCCUUGAAUUGAGUGCCGUCGCCCUGACGGACCAAACUGCUCUCUGACUGUGACCGAACUGAGGCUGAAACAAGGGCGCCAUGUGCUGCACUGGGAAGUGUGCUCGGCUCGUGGGCCUCACCCUCCUGCCCUCCGCCUUCCUCUGCAUGAUCGCCAACCUGCUGCUCUUCUUCCCCAACGGGCAGCAGCUCGAAAACAGUCAGAUCUCUCUUCAAGUGUGGCUCAUGGGAGGCCUCAUCGGAGGGGGGCUCUUUAUGCUGUGUCCCAGCUGCUCUGCCAUCAGAGCUGGGGGAAAGGGUUGCUGUGGGACAGGUUGCUGUGGAAACCGUUGCCGGAUGCUGAACUCAGUCUUCUCUUCUGCCUUUGGACUGGUGGGGGCCAUAUACUGCACCAGUGUCGCAUCAGCUGGCCUGGCCAUCGGACCCAAGUGUCAAACAUUUUCUGGAAAAUGGGAGUACCCCUUCGAGGACCUCCCCAAAAACGGGAGUUACCUGACAGACAAGGAGCUGUGGGACUGGUGCACUGCCCCAGAGAACAUAGUCAUGUGGCACAUAGUGCUGUUUGCCAUCCUGCUGUGCCUGGGCCUGCUGGAGCUGGUGCUCUGCGCCAUUCAGGUGCUCAACGGCUGCGUGGGCUGCCUGUGCGGGGACUGUCGCAGCAAAGGGAAGGAGGACGAUGGAGGACUGUGACAUGUGUGGGAGGAAACGGACAGACUUCCUGCUCCUGGAACCCAUAUCCACACUCGGGCAGGAGUAGCACUGUAGAAAAAUUGUCAGCACACACACCUCCCAUCCCUAUUCUAAACACGCCAGUUAAGACCUCGAGGUCUGAGCUUCUUGCUUUCUUUAAUUACCGAUUCUUUGCCUAUAAACCUUUAUACUCACCUAGCAGAUGCUGGGUUUCAAAGGAAAACAUGUUAAUGCCUAAAUCCUGUCCAGCUAAUGCUUGUCAGAUAUUACACUCUAGGUUAUUCUUAAUUGUUUCUUAAUCUUUUUUUAGUUACUUGAACGUAAUACUUGAAUAAUAUUAAUUGCAUUUUUAUUUACUAGUGAAUGUAUUGUUUCGGUCUUAGAGAUGAGAGGUUCACAGAUCUGGUAUUGUAUGAAAGAUGUAAUGUAAAUGUGUUGUUUUUCAGGUUAAUUGCAACUGUGUUACAAAUCUCUUACCCCUAGGGGGUAAUGCUUAUAUCCAAAAUGAAUAAAGCCACUUAUGACA
Molecule: messenger RNA, 1371 nt
Organism: Scleropages formosus (Asian bonytongue)
Lineage: Eukaryota; Metazoa; Chordata; Actinopteri; Osteoglossiformes; Osteoglossidae
Gene: tm4sf5
Product: transmembrane 4 L six family member 5
Exons: 5
Coding region: 237-845 (202 amino acids)
Cellular component (GO): membrane
Source: RefSeq, a predicted model, not a curated record